GAAAGAAAAAAAAAGUAAAGUAAAGUAAAGUAAAGUAAAGUAAAGUAAAGUAAAGUAAAGAAAAGAAAAAACAAGUAUGUACGUACUUAACGCCCCCCGUCUUAAUUUCGCGAUGUGUCGUAGCAUAUACAAGCACUUAGGAGAUAUAUAUAUAUAUACACACACAUAUAUACAUAUAUAUAUAAAUAUAUAUAUACUUAUGUAUAUUUAUAUAUAUAUAUAUAUAUUUUAGAGAUGUCAAGUAUAUGUCAAAACUCGUUUCCAGCUGGUCUGAUCGGGUAUCACUCUGAUAUAAUUAUUAUGCGUUUAUAACUGGCAAAGAUGCGAGUAGCAAAUUAAACCUUUGUAAUGAUAACAAAAAAAAAAAACAAAAGCGCAUGCAAUCCAAAAAUUUGACGUAUGAUGAGUAUAAUUAAAAAAAAAAAAAAAAGAAAAAAAAAGAUACAUUUAUGAACGUUUGUCUAUGCUGUUUUUGCGAACAUUUGAGUAUGAAACGAAAAGGAGUCCGAGAUUUCUGUACAUCCACCCUCAUUCGAUGAAUAAAAAUCUUCCAUGAUACGAAGAACGUCGAAGUCAACUAAAGUUUUGUGUUUAUAUCUCUCUAAUCAUUAAGUAUAGGAUCCAGUUUAAUUUAAUAUGUUCUAUUCUUAUUAUUAAUAUUAAUAGUUGGUGUUAGGAACUUGAAAGUUCAUUGCCACAAAUAUCAAAUCCCGCCAAUGUUCCCGUUCCUGAGAGCGCAUACGUUCUAUUUUUAGAAAAGAAAACUGAUAAUCUUAUUAUACAAUUGCAUAUGUAUUUUAUUUUAUUGUUUUUUUUUUUUUUUUAUUACUUUACAGCCUAAAGAGGCUGUGAAGUUAGUUUUGAGAACGAUUAUUUCUAUUUUACCGAGGGUAGGUUGCUAGCCUCUCCCUCGAACCCUCCUCCUUUAUCUGGGCUUGGGACCAGCUAGCUAUUAUCUAGGUAUCUAGAUAUUAACUAGGCGGAGUUUAAAAUGUACGUUAUCAUUUGUUUUUCAAUAUCCGUCAAAAUUAUACGUAAUUUUCCUUUGUUAGAUCAUUGAUAUUUCGUUAAAUUUAAUUGGAAUUUAAAAUGUGAUUUAAUACAAGCUAUGAUUGAUUACGUAAAAACAUUAUCUGCUGUUGUUUUUCUGUUUUUAUUAUUUUUAACUGAAAUCUACAAGACGAUAGAUACACUUAAGGAAAAGAACCGGAAUAAUCAUCAUUUAUUAUCAUUAACAUUAAACAAUAAUAAUAUGUUUGGAUGAUAUAAGAUGAAAUAAAUGCAUUCUCAUCGUAUGAGCAAAUUAGUCAAUAUUUCAGCGGAAGUUUAAAUUGUCAAAAUAUAAAACGUAACGAGAGUCUCUAACCACUCGUUAAAAUUGUUGACGCAUUUAAUGAUGAUGAUGAUGAUACGCUAGAGCAAAAGUUAGGUCAUGAUAAUAAUAAUUUUCGCAAGACUUCUCUACUUGUGUGGUAGGACCUUUGUUAUGAAAUAUUUGAUAGCUUUUCUCAAAAUUCUAAUUAUGUAAUAUACUCCUACUUAUCUCGGUCAUAUUAUAGAGUUAAAGAAAAUUAUUAUUAUUAUACUAUUACUAUUAUUAUUAUUGUUUGUGAUUGGAAUCUUUAUUAAAAAGCAAGUGUACAGUGCAUGUACGCACCACAAAAGUUUACAAAAGAUCACAGUAUUCACAUAAAAAGUUUAUACGUAUUGUAAAUGAUAAUGUUUUUAAUAUGUGCUGGUCUUUGAUCAACAACACCACUAGCAAAGAUUUCGAAGGCCAACGAUAUUUCGUUCUGAGAGACACGGAUAACAAAGUUUUGCUCUUUAUCUUUUGAACUCGCUCGCAACACACAACUCUUUCUUGCCGGUCAAAUAGAUAAAUGUAUAAAUCAUAUUAAAUGUUCAUACGUGGUUUAGUACAUGUUCGUCUCUCGGGAUGAAUUCGUCGCAUUAAAAAUAUUUCAUUUCAUUUUUAUUCUCCUUAUUGUUACUUUCAGUGCUGAUAGAACAAGAAUAUUCAAAAUUGUUUGUACCAUACCAGUCGAUGAUCACUACAAAGGAAUCUAAUUGUGCCUAUAUGAGCAUUACAAUCAUUGAAAAACAUCCAAAUCAAGAAUCGGUGGAAAUAUUUCAAAAUCAAGCUUCAAUUAGGUCAAACAAAAUUGCUGAAUACGCAGAUAGGACUUUUUUGAAAAAUCUAUUUAAAGAACUGCUUUUUGAAAGUUGCGAAGAUUGUGAAAAAAUGGCUGCGGUACCACAAGCAGCGUUUGCAGCGUGCAAAGUCCGAUGCAAUGAACAACAUGACGAUAAUAAUAUGAUAUCACCGAUAGAAGGAAAAGAAAAAGCAAGCAAAGAAAACAUAUUUAAUGGUAGAUUAUACCCAGAAGGUUUGGAACUUACACCCUUGAAAUAUAACAGCAAACUGAUGAACAGCAUAUGGGGUUUAUACAAUCGCUACUCUGUACAUAAUUUCAAGAAAAAUACUGAUGCCGAAAAAGGGUUCUUAGCGACUGCAUGGCAGACAGUUUAUUCUAAUUCUUCUUCCAUUAUGUCUGCUCCAGUCGUUUCAGCUUCAACUACUAUGGAAACUCCUCAGAUUGUAGAUACCAAUAAUAGUAUUUAAUUAAUCGAAUGAUAGUUUUGAGCGUCAAUGGACUUGUAAUGGAAAUAUCACCGGAAGUCAAUGAUGGUGUACCAGUUAAUUUCCUACCAGUAGGAACAGGAUCUUUCCUUUUAUCAAUUUUAUUUUGUCAUAUAAGAAAAAUAUUCAAAUAUUAUUCAAAUGACUAUUUUAAUUGAACAAUUAAUAUUUUUCUGAAUAUAAAAAAAGUAGUAAUUAAAACUACAGAACUUCGAAACUACGAAUAAGAUAAUGAACUAUAGAUAGUUCUCUAUUCAUGGGUAUAAUAUUUGUUAAUUAUUCGUGAUAGAGAAUGAGAAUUUUGAACGUAGCAGAGAUGUGUCGUAUUUUGAUUUAUAUGUUUUCCUAUAUGUUAAAAUAGUUUACACAAAAAUUGUUUUAUUACUAUGUAAAAUCAACUGGUAUUUAUUGAUCGACCGGAAUAAGAAUAUUAAAUAAAUUGCUAUUUGCCAUGAA
Polistes dominula (European paper wasp) is the source of this 3097-nucleotide messenger RNA. RefSeq lists its product as uncharacterized. NCBI's taxonomy places the organism in Eukaryota, Metazoa, Arthropoda, Insecta, Hymenoptera, Vespidae. The record is from RefSeq and is a predicted model, not a curated record.